CCUCGCCAGCCCUUUAAACCGGCUGCGCGGCGCCCGUGCUCAAGGAGACUCGGGACGGAGCCGGCGGCCUGAGGAUGCCCAGGGGCAGCAGGAGCGCGGCGGCCCGGCCGGCUGCAGUCAGCAGUGCAGCCCCAGCUCAUGCUCACCCACCAGCUCAUCCUCCACCUUCAGCUGUUGCAGCCCCAGGUCAGCCCCAGCAGCCUGGCCUGAUGACCCAGAUGGCUACCACUGCUGCCGGGGUUGCUGUUGGAUCUGCAGUGGGCCAUGUGGUUGGCAGUGCUCUCACUGGGGCAUUCAGUGGCGGUAGCAGCACUGAGCCAGCGAAACCAGCCAGUACUAUCCAGGAGCCCAGGCAGCCUGCGUUCCAGCAGCCACAGUAUGGACCUUGCCACUAUGAGAUGAAGCAGUUCUUGGAAUGUGCUACCAAUCAGAGUGACUUGACCUUGUGUGAAGGUUUCAGCGAGGCACUGAAGCAGUGCAAAUAUAAUAAUGGUGUCUCCUCCCUCUUGUGAAGACAUUCAGCGCUAACACAGGGAAACAGGAGCCUGGAGUACAGACAAGAACGGAAGCGACUAGAAGGAAUAGCUAGUGACCAAAGUAACCAGGUGAAGGGAAUGAUAGUCCGACCAGCGGAAAGAACCACUUAGCGCUAACAUGCUUCUAUAAUUGCCAGGAAAGAACAAUGGUUGGAAUUUGAUUGGGCUUUUAGAAUCCAGAUCUCGUUUGAUUUGCUACAGUGAAAUAUGUAAUAAAAGGAGAUGGUUUAUUUUAAUCUAUGAAUGGUUUGUAUGUUGUGUUUUUUACUGUAGAUUAAACUGCAGGAUGUCAUUCUAAUCUCUGAAUGUGUUUUCUUCAUCUCCUCCCCAAACAAGGGAAGCGGAAUAAUUUAAAAUCCAUGUAGCUGGAUGACUCAGCAAAACCAAACAAGGCCAGGCCUGGAUUUCCUCUCACAGGACACGUAUACGACCCCUGCUGUACUAUGUUUAUCUGCUCAGAAGGCCAGAGCAGAGAGAAUUUUUAAGAGCACUGCCUUGCAAGUGCUUCAUUGACUAGGAUUCUUGUAAAUCUCAAUAUCCUCUCAGCUCACGGACAUGACGGGGACAGAGGUGUGGAAGGAAAAAUGUGACCUGGUCAAUUGCCUGACUAAGAACACAGCUGGCUGAUCUUAUUUUGGGUCUUAGUGGGUUAAGUAAUAUGCUGAUGCUAAUGACCUUCAGGUUAAGUUCGCUGGUGCCACAUGCAGCUUUAACAUUGGACUAGGAGCUGCAAGGCUUCAUCUAACAAAAUCAGGUACAACUAGUCAGUAAUUGAAAUGCAUUUGACACUCCACACAGACCUGGCUCUGCAAAAAGCCAACAUGUUCAGUUUUAUGGGCUAUGGAGCAACUCAGGUUACCUUGGCACAAGUGAAACUGACACUAACAGUCAGCAGGCUUCAGCUGGAAGGAAUGUAGCUGCUGUGUGACCAGCAAAAGACUGCUUUGCAUACUAAUGUUGGUUUUUCUUUACAGAUGGAUAAAAUCUCUUAACUCUUGGUUAUUUUAGUUGUCAUAGCGUUCUAGCUGCUGCUGAACACUGGACAGUAUUGUCUGAAUCUCAUUCCUUGUAUGGAUUUGUAAGGAAGACAGUGGCUGGAAACCAUCUAUGCUGGUGCAGUUCUGUUACUCUUUGCUGUUUAGCAAAACUGGGAAGCUGUAUUUCUCCUCUAAAACUAUCAAAACAGUGGAUAUACCCCAGU
Molecule: messenger RNA, 1737 nt
Organism: Emys orbicularis (European pond turtle)
Lineage: Eukaryota; Metazoa; Chordata; Testudines; Emydidae
Gene: CHCHD10
Product: coiled-coil-helix-coiled-coil-helix domain containing 10
Exons: 4
Coding region: 75-512 (145 amino acids)
Biological process (GO): mitochondrion organization
Cellular component (GO): nucleus; mitochondrion
Source: RefSeq, a predicted model, not a curated record